Molecule: messenger RNA, 1075 nt
Organism: Ostrinia furnacalis (Asian corn borer)
Lineage: Eukaryota; Metazoa; Arthropoda; Insecta; Lepidoptera; Crambidae
Gene: Hap40
Product: Huntingtin-associated protein 40 kDa
Exons: 6
Coding region: 108-1013 (301 amino acids)
Biological process (GO): vesicle cytoskeletal trafficking
Cellular component (GO): early endosome
Molecular function (GO): protein binding
Source: RefSeq, a predicted model, not a curated record
UAGAAGAAUUUCAUGUUUGUUGUGUUGUGCUUGUGAUUAGAUUUUAGUAAUUUUAAAAUAAAAUACUCGUUCUAUUUUAAUUUACUACCAAUUUUACUUUCAUAAAAAUGUCAACCGAUCUCUAUGCUAGUUUCAACGAACAGUACAUGAAUAUCAACACGAAAAUGAAAAAGCGGUUUAUGCGUAAACCGAACAUCUCAGAAGCGACGAACGAGUUCAUAGCCUUAGCCAUCCAGUGCGAGCAUUCGGAGCAGCCUGCCUUCGCAGCGCAGGCAUACGUAGGCGCCGCCAAGUGCGAGGCUUCCGCGGGCAACUUCUUGGGCGAGGCGGAGCACUACGUCACGGCCGCGCGGCAGUUCAUGAAGGCGGAGAAGAAGCUCGUCUCUUUGAAGUUUCACAGCCCUGAUAGAGAAAACUUAGAGGCAGCCAUAGGAUGCUUCAUGCAAGCCCUCACCAAGUACCCAGCCAAGUCUCCCAUCCGGACAUCCAUCCUGAUGGAGCUGGCCAACGACCUGGCGGUACUGGAGCACAAGCUGGAAGCCGUAUCUUACUACGAGCAGGCACUGGAGGGUGUGGUAGACACGACCAUGCGGCUGAUGUGUAUGAGAAAACUACUGAAUAUGCAGAUUGAAUGUGACAAACUAGAUGUUGCACUGGAAACAGCCAAUGAAAUUUGUGAUUCAAAUACGAAUUUGCCUGAUGACAUAUUGACAGAAAUACAAACGAGCAGAAUACUCCUAACACUCCUGGUGGAGCCUCAGGAAGAGAGCAAACCAGAAUCUCUGAAGCAGCUGAUGUCUGAUCUUCUGAAUGACAGUGAAACUGACACGAUCCCAUUCAACAGCGACCUCCGUCUGAAACUGCAGUCGGUCGCUAUGUCGUGCGCGAGCGGCGAUGUUCCUUCUCUAGUGGGCGUAGCCGCGGACGCUAAGCGCCUCCUCACGGCGCCGCAGGCCGACCUCAUGGACCGACUGUGCAAGGAGAUGAGGCACGCUCAUCUGACUAUUGCAUAAUGGGUGUAGUAUGCUAAUCGUAAGAGUAGGCGCACACCGUUGAUUUCUAGUUGGCCGAUAGU